GUUCGCCAAAGUUUGGGCGUGGCAUGAACAACCUCGAGACCAUCCGCCGGGGCCUCCUGAGCCUCGACGUGGGCGCGCGGCUGAAGGAGCUCUCGGAGCUCUACAAGCACGCGGACGUCUUCCUCACGCCGCAGCUGCCGCGGAUCCUCGAAGCGCUCUUCCCGGUCUUCCAGAUGAUGCUGCGCACGCAGGUCCCGCCGCAGUUUACCAACAACGACAAGAACAAGUGUCGGAAGCUCACGCUGCAGAUCCUGAACCGACUGCCGUACAACGAAGCGCUCAAGCCGUACGCGAGUCGCCUCUUGCAUCUGCUCAUGGAGGUGCUCACGGUCGACAACGUCGACAACUGCCUCAUUGCGCUCAAGACCAUCUUUGACUUGCACCGCAAUUACCGGCCAGGCCUCAAGAAUGAAGUACAACCGUUCCUGGAGCAGAGCCAGAAGAUGUACAAGAACAUUCAGCUCAUCAUGAAGAAGCAGUUCUCGGGCCCACCGGAGCCGCCGUUGGCGCCGAUCGGGACCACGCCACCGGCGACGACACCAUCGAUUAUCGAGACGACCAAGCUGGCCGUCACCGACGCGACAAGCGCGACCAAGGACGAUCCGAUGGGUGCCGACGACACGGAGGAGACCAAGGACGACGAGUCGGGCAGUAGCGCCACGCCGACGACGACCGCACCGUCGACGAGCACGGCCCACGACAGUAACAGCGACGUCGUCGUCGUCUUGUGCCAAGGCAGCGAGUCGUUCAAGACCAUGGCCGAGUUUCCUCUGAUCAUCAUGCUGCUCUUCCAGUGCUACCCCAACUACAUUGAGAACUACAUCCCGAUCCUCGUGCCGCUCAUGAUGUCGACCUUGUCGCUGCGCUGUCCGGAGCUCGCGCCCAAGUUGUACCCGUCCAAGUACGUCGACUUUCUCGACUGCCAAGUCAAGACGCUUUCGUUUGUGACGUAUUUAUUGCGCGGCUUUGCGCUGCUCAUGCGGCCCUUCCAGGACAGCAUCUGCGAAAACACGGUAAAAUUGCUCAUGGCGUGCCCGAAAGACGCGUUCGUCCUCCGAAAAGACGUGUUUGUCGCCGCGCGCCACAUCCUCUCGACGGAUUUUCGCCGGGGUUUUUACGGUCAGCUCGAGCUCCUCCUCGACGACGACGUGCUGAUCGGGAAAGGACGCUGCGCGUACUACCAGAUUCGGCCGUUGGCGUACUCGACGCUCGCCGACAUGGUGCACCACGUCCGCGACAUGCUCACGCUGCCCCAAGUGAGCAAGAUUGUGGCGUUUUACGGCAAGCGCAUCCAUGACCCGACGCUGCCCGUGCCGAUCCAGACGACCGCGAUCCGGCUUCUCCUCAACCUCGUCGACAUUAGCGCCAAGAAUGAAGACGCGGACGGCUGGCGCGGCCGCAACAUUCUCUCACGCAUCCUGCUCACGAUCGCAACCAAGUUUGGCACGACGUUGCACCAGCUGCCAAUUGUACUCUCGCUCUCGUCGACGUCGGCAACGAGCGAGAAGCUUGGCGACCCACUGGAAGGCGGCGCGAUGGACAAGAUCAAAAUGUCGGACCUCGUGCCCAAGCCGAUUGAGGUGCUCUCCGACGUCGACGCCAAGCUCAAGAGCCUCCUCUCGCCGUACGAGACGAUGCAGCAGUCGUACGUCGGCUUGCCGGAAGAGGAGCCGACGCUCCGGGACGUCAAGUCGCUCCUCCGCACGAUGAUUCUGGGUAUCCGCGCGGUCAUUUGGUGCACUGCCAACUACCGGAACCCGCAUGCGAAGGACCUGACGAGCAUGGACACGGCGGCCGGUAGCGUCGCGUCGUCCUCGGCAUCCGAGGUCGAUGCGACGCACGUGUACCCGCUCACCGACGACGAGCGCGCGUUGAUUGCCAAAGUGCUGCAGAACGGUCUGCGCUGCUUCAUUUUGUACACGCUCUCGGAGAGCUCGGUCUCGGAGGAGAAGCAGAUGCUCGACCACUUUGCGGGCGCGUUCACAGUCCUCGACGCGUCGGACUUCCGGGACCUCUUCCUCUCCAACAUGAAGCUCCUCUACGAGUGCAUUCUGCAGGACCACGCGAUCUUGACCGUGCCGCAGCACUUUUUGGCCAACGCCAACGUGAGCUGCUGGUUUGCCGAGAUCCUCCUCACGUUCCUCGUGACGCGCAUGGACGUGCUCGGUGUCGCGUGCUCGAGCGACGUGCCGGAUCUCGACCGCCACGACAAGAUUUGCUCGAUGGAGAGCCUCGUAUUUGAGCGGCUUCGGCCCGUGGCGCCGCCGCACGAAGCGUCGAUUGUCCUCCGGCUCUUCAAGAUUGUGUUUGGCUCGGUCACGCUCUUCAAGGCCAACGAGACGGCGCUGUUUCCACACCUCAAGACGAUCAUUGUGGCGUGCUUGACCAAGGCGACGCACACGACCGCACCGGACAACUACUUGCUCUUGCUGCGGGCGCUGUUUCGGUCGAUCUCGGGCGUCAAGUUUGAGAACUUUUACAAGGAAGUGCUGCCGCUGCUGCCAGGUUUGUUGUCGGCGCUCAUGCGGCUCCAGGCGCACAUCCAAAAGCCGGCGCUGCAAGACGUGCUCCUCGAGCUCUGCUUGACGAUCCCAGCGCGCCUGAGCUCGCUCUUGCAGUACUUGCCGUCGCUCAUGAAGUCGGUCGUCGCGGCCAUGCUCUCGAAAGGCGAGCUCGCAAACCUCGGGCUCCGGACGCUCGAGUACUGGGUCGACAACCUCAACCCCGACUUUUUGUACCCAAUCAUGACGUCCCAAGACCGCCUCUUGACCGAGAUCAUUGAAGCGCUCAACUCGCAUCUGCACCCGCCGCCGUACCCGUAUGGCGAGCUCGCGAUGCGAAUUCUCGGCAAAAUCGGCGGCCGCAACCGGCAGUUUACGAAUGACGUGCUCUUGGUCGAGCACCGUCGAAGCAACCUCGACGGCCUCGUGCUCAGCAUGCGUUGGGAGAAGGAGGCUUUCCUGAGUCUGCCGCUCGACGUACACGUCACGCGUGUCUGCGUGCUGCUCCGGGACUACGCCAAGCGCACGGCGUCGACCAAGCCCGAGGCGCCGGCGCCGACCGGACGCAUCGAAUCGCCGGCGGCCGACGACGACGACAGCAGCGCCAACCUCGUGCUCGAGAAGGACGAAAAAACGCUGCAGCUCGAAGCCGACACGAUCUUGCGUGUCCACGCGACGGUCUUGGCCCAAAAGAAGGAUGCUUUUGCCUUUCUCAAGCAUUCGCUGGCCGCACAGUUGCAGCUGAGCGGACUCGAUCUGGCGACGCUGUCGCAUGUGGCGGCACCGACCCCCGGCGCGGACGAUGCGGCCAAAAGCACAAUUGCCAAGGAGCUGGAAGAAGGGGUCGUGGCGAGCUGCAACUACCCGACGCCGUCGCGCGACAAGGUCGUCGCCGAGCAAGACGUGCUCAAAACCGUGCUGCGAACGCUCUGCGAGUGCGUCGCCGACGUCGACUUGGCUGGCGACGCGUGGCCUCUCUUGCGUAGCGUCUGCGUGCACGUAACAACCGUCGUCCUCUCGCGGUCGCGGCGUACACUGCCAAAUCCGGACGUGCUGCAAGGACUGCUGAAAGCCUCAAUUGUUCCGGGACCGCGCGGUUUGUCGCCAGGGCGCAUGCUGGGGACCACAGCGCGCAUUGAGACGUACCGUGAGGCGUACUAUGGGCUGCCGCUGCUAGACGAAGACGUGGUCGCGGCGCUCGAUCCCUUUGUCGUCUUUGAAGUGCUCGUUGAUGUGCUUGCCGACGCCGACGACAAGGUGGUGGCCGUCGGGUACAAAGCGCUGGACAUUGUGCUCGACGUUGUCGACGCGGUCUGCGGCGACAAGGACGACGUCGGUCAGAGCGGUGCGCUUCUCAACGGCAUUUGCGACAUUUGCACGCACGCGUGCUACGACAAGAGCUCGUGGCGCCACAAACUCGGCGGCGCGCGCGGCCUGAGUCGGCUCAUUGGCCGGCUCUCGGUCGACUGGUGCCGUGAGAACGAGCUCGGGAUCGUGCGGAGUUUGCUCUUUGUCCUCGCCGACCACCCGUCCGAAGUGACGGCCGGUGUCAGCGAAGAGGCUGGCGCGACGUUCCUCGCACUGCUGCACAAGUGCCACGCGCCGUUUGUGCCCAAGCUGGACGACAUUGACAUGCUCGACGACCUCAUCGAAGAGACAACGCCGUUGGACCUCGGCGGUUCGCUUGGCGCGGCGCCCGUGGCCAUGCUCUCGGACUACAACACGGAGGUGUUCUUGCUUCUCGUCUCGGAGCUCUUGAGCUCGAGCGCGUCGGUGCGCAAGUUUGCAAAAGAUGCGGUCGACGUGUUUGCCACGUGCACGGGCGGCUCGGUCUCGGCGCUGCUCCGGCCGUACCAGCUCGUGCUCGCCAAGCAGAUCAUGGGCACAAGUCUGCGCCUCUUGCCGCUCGGGACGCGGUCCGGGUACAUUGAUGGCAUGGCGUACUGCCUCUCGCUCUCGCCGCCGCUCUUCUCGCUCAACAAGGACCUGCUCAUCUUUCUCCAAGAAGUCUGGAGUCUUGUCUCGGAAGACGGGUCGGGGUCGUCGUCGCCAACGUCCGAAGCGUCGUCGCCGGCGUCGACGCUCCCGACGCUAAGCGAAAACUUGAGCGGCUCCGAGUACCCGUUCGGGCUCUCGCAAAUGUGCCAGCUGCGCAUCGCAGCGAUUCAGCUCCUGCGCGCGGCGUUCGUGAACGACGACCUCCUCACGCAGCACCAGGACGCGCGGAAUCGGUUUGUAGGUGUCUUCUUCAAGUACCUCACGGGCCAGCCGACAGCGCUGCUCGACGUGGCGCAGCAAGCCCUCACGGAUGUCAUCUUGAUGAACAAGCGCACGAACGAGCGGUCGCUACCGAAAGAGCUGCUUCAGCAGUGCCUUCGCCCGGUGCUUUUGAACCUCGCCGACUACCGCAAGCUCACGAUCCCGCUGCUGGAAGGUCUCGGGCGCCUCCUCGGUCUCCUGAGCAGCUGCUUCAACGUUACGCUCGGUGAGAAGCUCCUCGAGCACCUCCGGCAGUGGCGCGACCCCGACCGCAUCAUCAAGGCGGGCAUCUGGAAGCGCGGUGACGAGCCCAACGUGGCAGCGGCGAUCGUCGACUUGUUUCAUUUGCUGCCGCCGUCCGACACGUUCCUAGAGCCGCUUGUUUCGUGCGUUGUGGAGCUCGAGGGCGUCUUGCCCAAGUAUGGCAGCUUUGGGAAGCUCAGCUCGCCGUACCGUGUGCCGUUGGUGCGCUUCUUAAACCGGUACGCGGCGCAGGCGGUCACGUUCUUCUUGACGCGCGACCGGCUCGUCGAGUCGACGUACUCGGCGCUCUUCCAGCAGCUCGUCAAGCUCCCAAUGGCAUCGCCACUGCGCGCGGUUUUGACGUCGGACGCGGGCACGGACGCGAUCAUCGCUGCCACGUUUGCCCACGCGCUCAAGUCGCCGGUGCCGUCGCCCGCCCCAGAAGUCGACGACGACGUCAAGCUCCAGGCGCAGAUUCAGGUGCAGGCGGCCAAAGCAGCGUCGCAAGCGAUUGCGGCGGCGAACGCCCAAGGCCUCUCGGCGUCGGCGGCCGAGCAAAAAGGAAAAUUGGCUCGCGCCGCGUUUCUCGCGAAGGCCGCGCCCGUGAUGAAGAGCCCGACGCAGGUGCAGAUCCAGGCGACGGCACAGAAGCUCCAUGCGCAGACGCUCGCGGCGGCGCAGGCCCAAGGUCUCUCGCUCGUCCAGGCGCAGGCGCGCGCGCAGCAGGUGAUGAAGGACUACAUUGCCAAGCAUUUGCAGAUGCCGCCCAUGCCAAUGAGUCUGCCGAGCGCGAUGACGACGCAGCAGGCGCAGCUCCAGGCGCAGAUCCAAGUGAACGCGCAAAAGGUGCACGCACAAGCCCUCGCGACGGCCAAGGCCCAAGGGCUCAAGCUCGCGGACGCGCAGGAGCGCGCCAAGCAAGCCCAGUCGCAGUACGUGCAGGUGGCCAAGCAGCAGGCGCAGGCCAAGAUGGCGCGGCAGCUCUCGGCGUCGCCCGCGCUCGUCUCGCCGAGCAGCAGCAUGAGCAGCCCCGUGCCAAGCAGCGUCAGUGCGCAGUACGCGACCAAGCCGCAGCUCGAAGCCCUCGAAUUGCACUACCAAGGCCUCCGGCUCGUGCGCUCGCUGUGCAAGCUUGAGCCGCACUGGCUCGCAUCCGCGUCCAACGGGAUGGUCGAGUGCAUUCAAAAGCUGUGGAAGUCGCCGACGCGCGUCCAGCGGCUCCAGGCACAAGACCGACUGCCGAUCCGGUACCAUCUCGAGUCGAAGCUGCUCGUCAAGGUGCUCAUCCAGUACUGUCGCGCCAAGCCCGACGACGUGCAAGUGCUCUUGGAUCUGCUGCCCGUGUUUUUGCAUCCGACGUCGUUUGACUUUACGUUUCUCCGAGCGUUCUACCGCGACGAAGUGGCCGCGAAGUACGCACCGUCCCACAAACGCGCGAUUGUUCACCUCUUCCUCGGCAUGCUGCGCGACCAAGCCGCGACCGAAGAGCUCAAGGUGCAUGCGAUCCAGCUGCUCAUCAUGCCGCUACUGCACACGUCGUUUGACGACCCGAACACGAACAACGCCGACGUGAUGGACCCGGACGCUGUCAUGCUCAUGCUCCGGGAGAUCCUCGCGAGCAAGGACUACCCGCAAGACACGUUCCAGGCGCUGCGCAUCGAGCUGCUCAAGCUCGGCACGCUAUUGAUCCAGCACAUGAGCCGGUACGUGACGGACCACCGAAAAGAAGUGAUCAAGUUUGCGUGGAACCAUCUCAAAGCACAAGACCUCACGUCCAAGCUCUGGGCCUACGUGAACGUGUGUCGGUUCAUUUCCGUGUACGACACGCCGCCGAAGAUUGUGCUGCAAGUGUACGUGGCGCUCCUCCGGACGUACGAGCUCGACUCGCGCUUCCUCGUGCGCAAAGCGUUUGACAUUUUGCUGCCGGCGCUGCCGACGCGGCUCCCGCCCCACGAGUUUAUCAAGGCGAUCAAGUGGACCAAGAAGAUUGCGUUCGAAGAAGGGCACAUUUUGCAGCAGUUGGUGCACAUUUGGUACCUCGUCGUGCGCCAGCCGUCGCUCUUUUACCCGUUCCGCGGGCAGUUUAUCCCGCUGAUGGUCAACUCACUCAACCGGCUCGCGAUUCCGCCGAGCAGCACGCAGGACAACCGGCGGCUCGCGGUCUCGGUCGUCGACCUGGUGAUUGCGUGGGAGCUCACGCGGCGCCAGCGCGUCUCGGACAAGGCGCCGGCGUCGAAAAAACGCGCGGCGUCCGACGCGGAGGCGGCUACGAGUGACGGCAGCAGUGACAAGCGUCAAAAGGUGGGCGAGACGUUUGUGCCGGGCGCGCCGACCGAGACGACGACCGAAGCCGAAGCCGUGCUCUUGAACGAAGACGACUUUGAGCUCACGGGCGCCAUGACGGACCUCAUCGUCAACUUUGCAUUCCGCUUUGCACUCGCGUGCGCCGACAAGCAAGAGACGAACCGGCUCUCGAAAACGUGCGGCGAGCUCUUUCACCGCGCGCUGCACCUCUGGCCGUCGGCGUCGAUCCGGUUCUCGUACUUUGACAAGCUCAUUGCGGUGACGGCCGAGGUGAUCAUUCUGCACGCAAAGGCGCCGCCGCCAUCGGACGCGCCGGCAACGUCGAUGCCGUCGUUUCUGAGCGUGCACAAGUCGGCGCCGCUGGCGUCGCUCGCGAUCCUGAACGCGGUUCUGGGCAUUUUGAACACGCUCAUCUCGCCGCAGGUCAUCGCGCAGUCGAACCGACCGGUCCCGUACGUGGUGCAGUACGCGCCGCGCAUCAUGAAGCUGCUCGAGCCGUGCUUUGACCGCCAGCACAACGACGUGCAGCAUCAACUGACGCAGUACCUCAAGCAUAUGAUCGAGUUGUACCCGCCAGAGAAGGCGCCGCCGCAGCUCGUCGCGUGUAAAUUUUACACGUGGCUGCGGGAUAUUUUGAACGAACGCUUGCUCAAGGCCGCGGCCGUGCCGAGUGACGCGCCGCUGUCGACGCCAACGACGAAUAUCAGCAGCCCGAGCACGAGCAAGGCCAAGCCGCCGACGCCGGACGCGGCGCUCUUGUCGUCGCCGGCGACGUCGAGUCAGAGCGCGCUCAACCCGAUGAUCAACCAUGAAGCCGCGCGCAUGCGGCAGCUGUUUGCCAACUCGCCAAGCGCAUCGGCCGCGUCGGCGCGGCUGAGCAGUCCCGGCGCGUACAUGCUCAAGCUCCUCAGUGAGUUGGCGCCGGCGUCGACAAAGUUCAUCGAUUUGUUUGCACCGUCGCUCAUCAAGCUUGCGCAGCGCCUCACAAAGGAGCAUCUGCAGCACGUCGUUUCGAUCGCCAAGCCGGCGUCUUCGCUCGAAGGCUCGAUCGGCGGGACGGACGUCGGUGUCUCGGCGGGCGCGCAUGCAAAGGACCGCGUCAUGGCGACGCCGAGCCUCGCGAUUGCGCACGAGUACGCGCAGCUCGCGACCGGUCGGUCGUCGCUGACGGUCAACAACACGGUGCGGACCAAGAAGACCAAGGACGAAGCGGGUGGGAACGCUGCGAAGAAGAAGAAGGCAGCGGCGGCCGUCAAUAGCCCGAAAGAUGCGAAAUCUACAAAGGCGACGCCGGUCUUGCCCAAGUCGAAGCGCCCGAUCGGCGUCCCUGCGUCGACAAUUGCGGGCCGGAAGGUGUACAUGGACAUGCUCAUUUCGUGCUUCAAGCUCCUCGCGCUGUGCACGUUCGAGUCGAGCGAGCUCGCGCGCAUGUUUGUGCACCUCAUGUCGCACUGCCUCGAGCACUCGAGCCACAUUCCGCUGCUCUUGAGCAUCACCAAAAUCGUGGCCAAGAUGGUCAAGGACGACGCGUCGUCGGUGUUUACGAUCAAGGACAAGGUCGCGCUCUUGAGUAAGAUGGCGACAUUUGACCGCCUCCACGAGAUCUCGGCGCAGCCGCUCUUGGCCGAGUACCACGACCUCGUGCUCAGCAUCUGCGCGACGUCCGAUACGAACCCGCUGUACGCCAGCGUCCACGGCGCGGCGACGACGGGCCUUCUCGCGAGCGACGUGGCGCUCCGGCGGCAGUUCUUUGCGCACUUUGCCAAGGCCAGUGGCGACUCGACGACGUCCAAGCUCAAGUACAUCCUCGAGCACGACUGGCAGGCGUGCGGUACCCGGUUCUGGCCCGUCGUCGCGGUCAAGUUGCUCUUGACGAGCGUCUCGGUGACAGCGCCGAUCGCGACAACCGGCGCGCCGCUGCCGGCGCUGACCACGGGCGACGCGGCCAACGCAGCGCUUGUGGCGAUGCCGCUCUGGGCCGACCACCUCGUGGUGCUUGCCAGCUGGCGCGAGUGCAGCAGCAACGACUUGCUCUCGCCGCUCUGCAGCCUCGUGCAUGUGGACUUGGACAUGGCGAACGCGCUGUGGGCGUCGGUGUUUCCGCAGGCGUGGACGCUUCUCAACCCGAUGGACCUCAUGGGCCCGACGCAGAACCUCUUGCGGCUGCUCUCGAUGCGCUACCAUCGGCGCGAGCUCCGACUGCCGCUGGCGACCGCGCGGCGCCACAACGUGGUGCAGACGCUCAUGGAUGGCAUUGCUCUGGCGUACCCGAUGCCCGUGUUUACGGCCGAGCUGCUCUUAUACCUUGCGAACACGUACAACGUGUGGGGCCAGGUGUGCCGCAUCGCCGAGUACAUGGUAUUGAGUCCGACGACGCUGCUUGAAGACCGCGAGCGCUGGGUCGAUGUGCUCCACGGCAUCUACGCGGAGCUGCACGAGCUCGACUGGCAGGUCGGUCUCAACGUGCAGGCGUGCAUCAAGCCCGAGACGCGCAUGGCGCUGCAUUUGCAGGCGCAAGGCUAUUUGCACGAGGCCCAGGACGUGUAUUUUCAGGCGCUGUCGCAGACGUCGAAGCAGCUCAAGAUCGAGUCGAGUGCGUUUGAGCUCAAGGUGCUCGAGACGCAGUGGGUGAGCUGCGUCAACCACCUCUGCCAAUGGCCGCUGCUGCACGACUUUGCCAAGGCGACGCAGAACCAAGAGCUCUUGCUCGACUGCUGCUGGAAGCGCGGCGACUGGACGACCGCCAAGCAACUCUUGCAUGCGUCGUCGAUCCAGGCUGCGUCCGAGGCCGGGUCGCCGUCCGUGCGGCUCAAGAAGCUCUACAUUGCGAUCCUCGACGGCGACAAGAAGCCGCAGAUGGACAGUUUGAGUUCGCAGAUGGUCGACAUGGCGUUGCACCAGUGGCAAGGUCUGCCCCGGCUCCUCUCGAACGCGCACAUUCCGCUGCUGCACCUCUUUCAGCAGUUUGUCGAAGCCAAGGAGUCGAUCGCGAUGAUGGCCGAGAUCAAGGCGGCGAGCGCCGCGCACACGCUCCCGAACCUCAAGCCGAGCAUCAAUACGUGGCGUGAGCGGCUGCCCAACAAGCACGAACCGAUUUUGCUCUGGGACGACAUUCUCACGUGGCGGUCCCACAUGUUUGCCGUCAUCAAGACGACGUUCAGCUGGAGCGACGCGCAGCUGCUCGCGUGUUUGCAUGACUCGCCGUGGUCGAUCGUCAAGAUGGCGCACACGGCGCGCAAGCAGCAGCUGCCCGACGUGUGUUUGCAUGCGCUCUCGACGCUCUAUACGAUUCCGGCCAUGGACGUCCAGGACGCGUUCUCCAAGCUGCGCGAGCAAGUGAGCAUUUGCUACGAGACGACCAAGGAGUUUAAGGGCGGGUUGAGUCUCCUCAACAACACCAACCUGGACUACUUCGACGCGCGCCAAAAAGCCGAGCUCUUCCGGCUCAAAGGUCUCUUUCUCGACGCGCUCGGCGAUAAGAGCGACGCCAACAUGGCCUUCUCGCACAGUCUGCAGCUCUGCGACAGCUACGGCAAGGGCUGGCUGAGCUGGGGCCAAUAUUGCGACGCGCUCUUCACGGAGCGCAAGGACCUCGACUUUGCCGCGCAGACGAUUGCGUGCUACCUCCAGGCCGUGCACCACCGGUCAUCCUCGGCGCGUUUGUACCUCGCGCGCGUGCUCUGGCUGCUCAGCAUGGACAACGAAAAAGGCGUGCUCAUUCAAGCGUUUGAGGCCCACGGCAAGCAGCUUCCGAUCUGGAUCUGGAUCGUGUGGAUCCCGCAGCUGCUCAUGUCGCUCUGCCGGCCCGAAGCGCCGCAGAUUCGCAAUCUCUUGCGCGGGCUCUCGGCCAAGUUUCCGCAAGCGCUGUACUACACGAUGCGCGCGUUCUUUCUCGAAAACCGCGAGCUCCUCUCGAUGGACAAGGACAAGCUGCUGGCUUCAGCGCCGCCAACGCCGCUCGCUUCGACCGCCACGACCCCGAAAGCAACGGGCUUCAACGCCAGUACCGGCGACGUGGUGUACUUUCGCACGAAAUCGGGUCAUGUGGUCGCUGUGCCUAUGGCGCACGAACACGUGGCCGAGAUCCCGGGCCUUGUCGGCGCGAGCCGGGCGACGCCGUCCUUCUUUGGUCCCGCGACGCCCGUGCUGACGCUCGACGCGUGGCUCGAAAAGGUCGCGGGCGGCGAGCUGCUCAAGGCGGACGUGAGUCCGCUCCAGUACACGGAAGAUCUGCUCAACUUUCUCCGGCGGUCGCACGACGGGCUCGCGUUCGAGAUGGAGUGCGUCCUCGAAGAGAUGAUUGUCCGCUUCCGCCCCGAGCCCGAGGAGGAGCUCUUGACGGCCGUGCACGCACUCUUGCUCAAGUGCUACCAGCUGCCGAGCUUUGCCAAGCACGAGGCCGUGCCCAAGAUGCUCCGCGACACGCUCAGCCGCGUCUGCAACAAAUUCUUCAUUCUGCAGCCGCACCAAAAGAGCGAGAAGCACCUCGCGUUCGUGGCAGAGUUCAAGGGCCCGUUCGAAACCAACUUUAUGCUGCCCGACGUCGACGACGACGAGACCAAGGACGUCGACGGCGCGACGAGCACGCUCUCGGACGUCAUGGACCGCCUCAAGCUGUGGAAACACCUCUUGCAGCUGCGCGUCAAGCGGUACGGCAAGCGCAACGCCGACAAGGUGUUCCUCGAGCACAGCAGCCGGCACCUCGCCGAGCUGCGGCAAACCGCGGUCGAGAUUCCGGGGCAGUACCUCACCAACGCCGAGCCCAUCAAGGAGCUCCACGCGCGGCUUGCGUACUUCGACUCGACUACCGACGUGCUGCUGCGCAACGGGUACACGCAGCGGCGCGUGACGCUCGGCGGCAACAACGGCAAGCACUACUCGUUCUUGGUGCAGUAUGCGAUGACGUACAUUACGCGCUGCGACGAGCGCAUGAUGCAGAUGCACUUGCUCAUGAACCGGCUCUUGCUGCGGCACAAGGAAACCAAGCAGCGCCACCUCGUGUUUCACAUCCCCAAGGUCAUCCCGCUCACGCCGCGCGUCCGCUUGAUGGAAGACAAUGUCGACCACGUGUCGCUGGGCGAGGUCUACGAGCUCGAGUGUGCGCUGCAGAAGAAGGACCCGGACUUUCCCGUCGAGCUCUACCGCCGCAAGAUCAGCCAAGUGGAAGAAAACAUGGCCAACAUGAAGCUCGCGAUUUACAACGAGAUUUGCGACCAGCACGUGUCGGAGCACCUUUUGGCCAAGUAUCUGCACCGGACCGUGCCCCACUACGACGACCUCUUCCAGUUUCGGUCGGUGUUUACGGCGCACUUGGCGCUCACGUCGUUCCUGACGCACAUUCUGCACGUCGGCGAGCGCACGCCGCACAAGACGGUCUUCUCGCGUGCGACCGGCCGCGUCCUCAGCUGCGAGUUGCGCCCGAAUUACGCGGCGAGCGGCAUUGUCGAGGCCAGCUGCGUCAUGCCCUUCCGCCUCACGCGCAACUUGCAGGCGUUCCUGACCUCCAACGGCGUCGAGGGGCCGUUCACGAUUGCGAUCGCGGCGGUCGCGCAGGCGCUGCUCAGCGACGGCCACGAGAAGAUCACGAGCAACCAGCUCAGCCUCUUCUUCCGCGACGACCUCCUCUCGUGGCAUACGAGCAAGACCAAGAGCCGCCUCGAGCACACGCACGCCGAGACGCACCGCCGCAUGAUGGCCGAGAACCAAGUCAAGCAGCGCGUCGACGCCAACGUCAAGGUCGUCACCGACCGCAUUGCGGCGCUCGCACCGAAACCCGCGCGCCAAAUGACGCCGUCGGCGCCCACCGCGGUCCAAGAGCUCAUCGCGUCAGCCACCAACACGGAGGCGCUCUCGCAGAUCUACCCGACGUGGUUUCCGUGGCUCUAAUCGUGUGCUUGUGUACAUCUAUCUAUCUAUAAUACAUGGCUUUGCAUCAUUUCGGAUAUAUCUAUCCAUCUAUCCA
Molecule: messenger RNA, 13269 nt
Organism: Saprolegnia diclina VS20
Lineage: Eukaryota; Oomycota; Saprolegniomycetes; Saprolegniales; Saprolegniaceae
Exons: 5
Coding region: 24-13193 (4389 amino acids)
Biological process (GO): regulation of DNA-templated transcription; DNA repair
Cellular component (GO): nucleus; SAGA complex; NuA4 histone acetyltransferase complex
Molecular function (GO): transcription coregulator activity; protein binding
Source: RefSeq, a predicted model, not a curated record